UUAUUUAUAUUAAUAGAAACAGCUUCCCCCCAAAAGUAACCGUAUCUUUCAAGACAGUUAUUUUGUUGAAUUAAGUGACCGUAUUACACAGGUAUGGUAAUGUUUUUAAAUACAUAUAUUAACGGUAAUUAAAAAACAGCACUAGCGUUCCCCAUUAAAAGUCCAAAAACUGUCGUUGUGUAGUCAAAACAUCUUUUGACUCAAUCUGACAUCUUAACGACUUGAGCCAAAUUUUUGUUGUGCACGUGAAGAAACAAUUGCAAAUGAUUCACGACCUUGCGUUAGAACAUCAGGAUACCGUUAGGGUAUGUGACUGUCUUGAGGGUCGCUCCCAGUGAUCUGAGACCCACCCCGCAAAGCCGAGGAGACGGGAGCCCGGGCUGCCCCGCACACGAGGGCUCGGCGAGCUCCGCCGCCCUGGCUGCAGCUGCGGUGUUGGGUUCUCGCGCGGUCAGGUGUCGCCGGGGACAGGCGCAGUUAUUUAUGACUGUGGGGUUGGGCUGGGAGUGCGUGGCGGAGGAGCAGCCGGGAUCCACCCCGCCCUGCAGGCUCUUCCCGGCCCGAGACCCCCCGGGCCCCCGCUGCGAGGCUGCCGGGAGGGCACCUCAGGCCCCAGGGUUGCAGGGGUCGUUCUCUCACAACCGCGAACCUCCGCGCACCGACUUCUCGCGAGGUUUCGGAGCCCCCUCCACCCCGCGCCGCCCCCUCCUAUCUCUGGUGCGGGCGGCUCCCGCUAUGGCUGCGCUGCGGAGGCUCUUGUGGCCGCCGCCGCGGCUCCCGCCUCCGCGCUCCGCUCACCAGCCCUUCCCCGGGCCGUGGGGGCGGCCUGCGGGGAUCGCCCCGGGCCCUCCCGGCCGGCCCUUCUCUCGCCGGGAGGAAGAAGAGGGGGCUGUGGCUCAGGCGGCGUGGAGGCGGCGGCGGCGCUGGGGGGAGCUGAGCAUCGCGGCGGCGGCCGGCGGGGGUCUGGUCGGCCUCGUGUGCUACCAGCUGUAUGGGGACGCCAAGGUCGACUCCGCGCGGGCGCCGGCCCCCGGGCGCCCCUUCGAGAGCGCGGCUCCUGAGCCGGAGGACCCACCCCGCGGCCGGGGUCUGCUUCCCAUCCCGGUCGCGGCUGCCAAGGAAACGGUUGCUAUUGGCAAAACAGACAUUGAAGACUUAGACCUGUAUGCUACAUCUCGGGAAAGGCGAUUUCGUUUGUUUGCUUCUAUAGAAUGUGAAGGGCAAUUAUUCAUGACUCCAUAUGAUUUUAUUUUGGCUGUUACAACAGAUGAGCCCAAAUUUACUAAAAUGUGGAAGUCACUUUCCAAACAGGAAUUAAAUCAAAUGCUCUCAGGAACACCACCAGUUUGGAAAGGAUCAUCAAAGUUAUUUCGUAAUCUCAAAGAAAGAGGUGUGAUUUCUUACACAGAAUAUCUUUUCCUUUUAUGUAUUUUAACAAAGCCACAUGCAGGUUUUAGAAUAGCUUUCAACAUGUUUGACACUGAUGGCAAUGAGAUGGUGGAUAAAAAGGAGUUUCUGGUGCUUCAAGAGAUAUUCAGGAAAAAAAAUGAAAAGAGAGAAACUAAAGGUGAUGAAGAAAAGCGUGCAAUGCUGCGUCUUCAACUUUAUGGAUACCAUUCUCCUACUAAUAGUGUACUUAAAACAGAAGCUGAGGAACAUGUCUCCAGAAGCUAUUGGGACACACUGAGACGUAAUACAAGCCAAGCACUCUUUUCAGACCUCGCAGAGCGUGCUGAUGACAUUGCAAGUUUAGUAAUAGAUACUACACUUCUUGUACACUUUUUUGGAAAGAAAGGAAAAGCUGAGCUCAACUUUGAAGAUUUUUACAGAUUCAUGGAUAACCUCCAAACAGAAGUUCUAGAAAUAGAAUUCCUUUCCUACUCUAAUGGGAUGAACACUAUCAGUGAAGAAGAUUUUGCUCAUAUUCUUUUACGAUAUACAAAUGUAGAAAAUACAUCAGUAUUUCUGGAAAAUGUGCGUUACAGUAUAGCUGAGGAAAAGGGCAUCACAUUUGAUGAAUUCAGGUCAUUUUUCCAGUUUUUGAACAACCUAGAAGACUUUGCAAUAGCCUUGAAUAUGUAUAACUUUGCAAGUCGUUCUAUUGGGCAAGAUGAAUUUAAGCGUGCUGUCUAUGUAGCUACUGGCCUCAAACUUUCACCACAUUUAGUGAACACAGUCUUCAAGAUUUUUGAUGUUGACAAAGAUGAUCAAUUAAGUUAUAAAGAAUUUAUUGGAAUUAUGAAAGACAGACUGCAUAGAGGAUUCCGGGGUUAUAAAACAGUUCAGAAGUAUCCCACUUUCAAAUCCUGUCUGAAGAAGGAACUUCAUAGCAGAUAAGUAUGUUAGCUUCACUGUCUAAAUUUGUUCAGUAACCAUAAAGGAAGGGUCAUAAUUUAUUUUUUUAUG
Manis javanica (Malayan pangolin) is the source of this 2406-nucleotide messenger RNA. RefSeq names its product mitochondrial calcium uptake family member 3 (gene MICU3). Gene Ontology annotation, biological process: calcium import into the mitochondrion; mitochondrial calcium ion homeostasis. Gene Ontology annotation, molecular function: calcium ion binding. Lineage: Eukaryota; Metazoa; Chordata; Mammalia; Pholidota; Manidae. Gene Ontology annotation, cellular component: uniplex complex. The record is from RefSeq and is a predicted model, not a curated record.